Messenger RNA from Staurois parvus, 459 nucleotides. NCBI's taxonomy places the organism in Eukaryota, Metazoa, Chordata, Amphibia, Anura, Ranidae. The record is from the annotation of a GenBank genome assembly.
AUGGCGCAGACUGUGAACAUCACCGAGCUGUCUCUGCCUCAGCUAGAGGGCCUGAAAAGUCAGCUGGACCAGGAAAUCGAGUUCCUGUCUUCAUCGAUUGCUCAGUUAAAAGUGGUGCAGACCAAGUUUGUAGAGGCCAAGGAAUGUCUGAAUGUUCUCCAUAAAAGUAAUGAAGGGAAACAAAUUCUUGUUCCUCUGACAAGCUCUAUGUAUGUGCCUGGAACACUUAGCAAUGUCUCUAAUGUGCUAGUAGAUGUGGGAACUGGAUACUAUGUAGAGAAGACUGCUGAAGAUGCCAAAGAUUUCUUUAAGAGGAAGAUUGACUUCCUUACAAAGCAAAUCGAGAAGAUUCAGCCAGCUCUACAGGAAAAGCACGGCAUGAAACAAGCUGUCAUAGAAAUGAUGAGCAUAAAAAUCCAGCAGUUAACAGCGGCCCAGGCAGGGACAUCCAAGGCUUAG